Pyrus x bretschneideri (Chinese white pear) is the source of this 2706-nucleotide messenger RNA. Its product is annotated as kinesin-like protein KIN-7N. NCBI's taxonomy places the organism in Eukaryota, Viridiplantae, Streptophyta, Magnoliopsida, Rosales, Rosaceae. Gene Ontology annotation, biological process: microtubule-based movement. Gene Ontology annotation, molecular function: ATP binding; microtubule motor activity; microtubule binding. The record is from RefSeq and is a predicted model, not a curated record.
CAGUCCUUCUCAGACUCUUCGAGAGAAACAAAAUCGACGGCUUCAAUGGAGAAGAUCUGCGUGGCGGUUCGGGUGAGGCCUCCGGUAACUCACGAUUCCUCCAUCGGCUUCUGGAAGGUCGACGACAACCGCAUUUCGCUCCACAAGUCCCACGGCACGCCGAUCUCCGGCAUCUCCUACGCUUUCGAUCAUGUGUUCGAUGAAGGUUGUACGAAUUCUAGGGUUUACGAGCUUCUCACUAAGGACAUUAUUCACGCCGCAGUUGAAGGAUUCAAUGGAACUGCGUUUGCUUAUGGGCAGACCAGCAGUGGGAAGACUUUCACCAUGAAUGGUUCCGAAACAGAUCCGGGUAUCAUUCAUCGAGCUGUUAGAGAUGUCUUUGACAGAAUCCAGUUGAUGUCCCAUCGGGAGUUUCUGAUUCGAGUAUCCUACAUGGAAUUGUACAAUGAGGAAAUUAACGACCUUUUUGCAGUAGAGAACCAGAAAUUGCAGAUCCAUGAGAGUUUGGAGCGUGGCAUAUUUGUUGCUGGCCUCAGGGAGGAAAUUGUCAGUAACGCUGAACAGGUGUUGAAGCUCAUUGAAUCCGGAGAAGUUAAUAGGCACUUUGGAGAAACGAAUAUGAAUGCUCGGAGUAGUAGAUCUCACACAAUAUUCAGAAUGGUAAUUGAAAGCCAUGCGAAGGACACUACUUGUUCAAGUACUGAUGCUAUUCGUGUCUCAGUCUUGAAUUUGGUAGAUUUAGCUGGUUCUGAACGGAUUGCCAAAACUGGAGCUGGCGGAGUACGUCUGAAGGAGGGAAAGUACAUAAACAAGAGCUUAAUGAUUCUUGGAAAUGUAAUUAACAAACUUAGUGAUGGCGCAAAAAACAGGGGUCACAUUCCUUAUCGCGAUAGUAAGCUUACCCGUAUACUUCAACCUGCCCUUGGAGGCAAUGCAAAAACUUCAAUUAUUUGUACUAUAGCACCAGAAGAGGUACACAUUGAGGAAACAAAGGGGACCCUUCAAUUUGCUAGCAGAGCUAAGCGCAUCACUAAUUGUGCUCAAGUUAAUGAGAUUUUGACAGAUGCAGCCUUACUGAAGCGACAAAAACAAGAGAUAGAAGAGCUUCGUAUGAAACUUCAGGGAUCCCAUGCUGGGGUGCUGGAGCAAGAAAUACUGAAGUUGCGAAACGACAUGCUUCAGUAUGAACUAGAACGCGAGAAGCUUGAAAUGGAACUGGAAGAGCAGCGGAAAUCACAUAAACAACGCGAACAAAGCAUCAGGGACCAACAGAUGAAAACUGACAAUCUCGGUAGUCUUUCUACUACUUCAGACUUUGAGAGAAGUUCUAGUCAGGCACAAGAUUCUGGGAGACAAAGCCUUAAGGAAGUUAGUAGUGACAGCAGUAGUAAAUCUCAAGGAGAUAUCUUCAGUACCCCAUCUAAUUUCAAGGCAGCUCCCCAUUCCUUCGUUGUCAAGCGAUCAAAUUAUUCACAGUUGCCCAGCUUUAGCCCUCUUCCAGAUGCUUUUAGCAACGUGGUUGAUGAAGACACAUGGUUUAAAAUGAACAAAGGUUUCAUAGCUGACCUUGAUUCCCUUCAGAUAACUCCUGCGAGAAAAGUUCAAUCCUUUCCGCCAAGUGAUGAAGCUCCCGGCUCAAAUGAGAACUACAAGCACGAGGUCCACAAUUUGAGGAGACAGCUAGAACUUGCUGUUGAAGAGAGAGAUGAUCUCAAGAGGAAACAUGCCGAACAAGCUGUACUGAAUGAUCAAUUAGUUCGGGAAAUAUCUGAACUCCAAAAAGAAGCACAACUAAUUCGAGACAUCCCUCAAAGGCUUUGUGAAUGUGCGGCAACUUGCAAAGAUAUUUAUGUGGAUGUUUUAUCAAAGACUCAGAGCUUUAUAUCUGAUGAAAAAUCUUCUGCGGCAACAUUGCUUUCGAGCAUAAGUGAAAUUGGCACAAGCCUCUUUACAACUCUCGAAGCCCAAUUCUCAGCGGCAUUUGAUGAGGACCAAGGAGUGUUCUCUAGGAAUAGUUCUCUAAUUGAAGAACAGCGCAAAAUUCUCUCCGAGAGGUUGAACAGCACAAUCAAAUUGUUUGUGUCAUCAGAACCAUCAAGUCUUGAGAAUGAGCAAGUGAGAAAUUCGCUAUGCUUUUUUGUGAUAAAGGACUGUGCAAGGGGACGAGAAACUGCCUGUUGGGAGGAAAAACUAAGCAAUGAGCUCAGCACUAUCAAGGGAAGAUACCAUGGCCUGGAGGAAGAGCUAGAUUCGAAUAACCAGCUUCUAGAGAAAUCCAAGCAAAGAUAUGAUGCCUUCGAAGCUGAGUUUCGGCUUUUGAAAGAAGAAAGAGAUUCCUUGCACAAAAAGGUAUCUGAAUCAUCUCAAACACUUGCUCUGGUUACUGACCAAAAGGAAAAUGUUAUGAAGGAUCUGAAUCACGAGUUACUGAGAAGGAAAGACCUUGAAGAAAAAAUCGAACAGUUCCGUGUCGCUUUUGGUUGCCGGAAGACAUCGCUCAUGUCUUUCCACAGCGAGUUUAAGUCGAAGAUUGAGAGUUUGAGAGCCAACAAUCCAGUUUCAGUACCCAAAUCUGUUGGAUGCUGAAGAUUAUCAAGUGGCCUUAUUUAGUAAUAUUUAUGUAAGCUGUAACGUUUGUUUCUUUUCUAUUCAGAACGACUUUUUCUAACUCUUGUGAUUUGGUAUCAAUGUGGAUUUUUAGAAUGA